This is a messenger RNA of Scophthalmus maximus (turbot), 3947 nucleotides long. RefSeq names its product hepatocyte growth factor (gene hgfb). The transcript is spliced from 18 exons. The record is from RefSeq and is a predicted model, not a curated record. NCBI's taxonomy places the organism in Eukaryota, Metazoa, Chordata, Actinopteri, Pleuronectiformes, Scophthalmidae. Gene Ontology annotation, biological process: proteolysis. Gene Ontology annotation, molecular function: signaling receptor binding; serine-type endopeptidase activity. The coding region runs from base 157 to 2301 and encodes 714 amino acids.
AGAGAGGAGACGCAUCCUCUGUGCAGUGGUUGAGAGCAACAUCUCACGGUUGCGGUCCGACAGCUCUGCUCACACACACACACACACACUCUCUCUCUCUCUCUGUCUCUGUCUCUGUCUCUCCAGACAGUUUGUUUCUGAAGCUGUUUUGCGGCGAUGUGGAUUUACCAGCUCGUGCUCGGUCUCUUCCUCCUCGCGUCUUGUCCUGAGGGCAGAAGAAAUGCGCUCCAGGACUACCAGAAGACCGAUGGUGUCCGGCUGGUUGUCCUGUCUCCCGACUCCCCUCCACUGACCAAAACCAGGAAGCUGCCCGUGGCCAGGUGUGCGAGGUCCUGCAGCCGCAACAAACGGCUGCCCUUCACCUGCAGAGCAUUCCUCUAUGAUCAUAGAAACAGGAAAUGCCAGUGGCUGUCAUUUGACAGGAACUCACCGGCAGUUCAGAGCCAGCGGGACUCCGACUACCAACUCUAUCAAAAGAAAGACUACGUCAGAGAGUGCAUUGUGGGCACAGGUCAGAGCUACAGGGGUCGGAGGUCAGCGACAGUGAGUGGGAUCCUGUGCCAGGCCUGGGCCUCUCCCAUUCCUCACGAACACAAAUUCAUGUCCAAGAGGUUCAGGAAGAAGGACCUCAGGGAAAACUACUGUCGCAACCCAGACAACUCCACCGUCGGCCCGUGGUGCUUCACCACUGACCCGCGGCCACACCUCAGACACCAGGAGUGUGGCAUACCGCAGUGUUCUCAGGUGGAGUGUAUGAACUGUAAUGGGGAAGAUUACAGAGGACCCAUGGACCACACAGAGAGUGGAAAGGAAUGCCAGCGCUGGGACCUGGAGGAACCUCACAAACACCAGCACCAACCCAACAGGCACCCUGACAAGGGCCUGGAUGAUAACUACUGUAGGAACCCAGACGGACGCCACAGACCCUGGUGCUUCACCACAGACCCAGACACACCCUGGGAAUACUGCGACAUCAAAGUUUGUGAAACGCCUCCCAAAAGUAAUAUGGUGGAAACAACCGGGUGUUACCAGGGAAGAGGGGAGGGUUAUAAGGGGACAGUGGACAUGAUGCCCACUGGACUCACCUGCCAACGCUGGGACUCUCAGUAUCCCCAUAACCACACAUUCUUUCCUCAAGCUUAUCCCUGCAAGGACUUGAGAGAAAACUACUGUCGCAAUCCAGAUGGCCAAGAAUUCCCCUGGUGCUUCACUAUGGACCCAAGAGUCCGCACAAUGUUCUGCACCAACAUUCCCCAAUGCGGCACCCAAACCAAGCCUGUCAGUGAGUGCUAUGAAAGCUUUGGAGAGAGUUACCAAGGAGAGCAGUCAAGGACCAGAUCAAACCUGCCCUGUGUGCCCUGGACAGACCACAGCAACAGCGGCGAGAGGGGCAUGCUGAUGGCCGGCCUGGAGGGAAACUACUGCAGAAACCCGGAUAAAGACAAACACGGCCCCUGGUGUUAUACCAACAACUCUGCCAUACCAUGGGACUAUUGCACUGUAAAGCCAUGUGAUGCUUCACAGAACACCAUUCCACUGGGUGAGCUAUCCUCUGUGGGGUGUUUCGUCCAUAAGCAAACCAGGAUUGUUGGAGGAGGUCCAGUGAGCAUAUCAGACGGCAGCUGGAUGGUCAGCAUACAGAAAGGGUCAGUGCACUGGUGUGGUGGUUCAUUAAUACGAGAGGGAUGGGUGCUCACUGACAGACAGUGCUUCUCCUCAUGUGUUCCAGACCUCAGCGAGUAUCAGGUGUGGCUGGGAGUCUCUGAUAUUCGAGAGGGCGCUCCUGACUGGUCCAAGACACAGGAAGUCAGCAUAGCCCAUGUGAUAUGUGGCCCGGAGGGCUCUAGUUUAGCUCUCAUAAGGCUGUCUAAGCCGGCCCUUCCUGCAGACAAUGUCCAUACGAUUCAGCUGCCUGUGGCUGGGUGCUCCAUCCCAGAAGGAACACUGUGUAAAAUGUAUGGAUGGGGCGAGACCAAAGGCACUGGGCAUGACGAUGUACUGAAGGCGGUGGACCUGCCCAUUGUCAGUAACGAGAGGUGUAGAGAAAUGCACAGGGGGAACUUCCACAUCACCAACACCAAGAUAUGUGCAGGAGGCAAGAGGAAUGAGGGAGUUUGUGAGAGGGAUUAUGGCGGCCCCCUUGUAUGUCAGGAUGGUGAGAUCAGGGUUAUUGUCGGCGUGAGCGUCCAUGGCAGAGGCUGUGCUCGGGCCAACCAGCCUGGCAUCUUCAUCAAUGUGCCCUUCUACACGCAGUGGAUCUACAAGGUCUUCAAAUAUUACCCCAACCCUGAGAUCGAUUAACCAGACUCAAAAGAGAAUAAAACAGAACCAGGGGACAAAAAUCAAGCCUCGCGCCUCUACUUCUGUAAAUCCCGCAGUGCACUCAGGACACCAGGAACUGAUCAGAGGAUAGAUGAAUGGAAGGGGAAACAUGAUGUAAGAUUUAAAUACAUUAUUACCAGAUACCACACUGAUCCUGUGACUCACUGACAGUAAUUAUGAAGAGGAAAAAGGUAUUCAUAUUUCAGAACUAAGAAAUGAACCGUUUAAGCAGCUAAUAGGAAAAGAAGGGACCAGUCGCAGGUUUUGUCACAGGAAGAAAGAGAACGAUGUCCUUGAUUGAGUUUGUAGCAAAACAACCAAACGUUUGGUUUUCAUGCAUUUUUCACAGCUUUUCUUUUGUCUGCAAAUUCAGUAUGUGUGCGCAUGUGGAUACUCUUGAUUCCUGGCAUUACUUGAAUGUUUUAAAACACCAAAGUGCAGUGGUUCAGCAGCUCCCUCUGUAGAGCACAUCGAUGGGCCACUUAGAAAACUAUCCAAUGGUAGGGCAAUGUGAAGGGCACUCUCACCGAGCUCCACGCACCUCCAGGGGCUUCGAGAAAGUGGCCCUCACUGUACAUAGUAUUUUAACGAGUGUAUUUGUGACACUCUAAAGGUGAUUUGGGUCUUAUAGAUCUAUGACGAGAGAAAAUGAAUGUCGUGUUCUGCAGAUAAAUGAUGUACAGUGUGUUAUCUACAUUUCAGCUUUUAGUUACGUCUGUCUUAUUAUACCACCUGUACGGUUAUACCAAAAAUAAUUUCCAAUUUCUGUCCUGUAAUGUCAUCAAAAUACCACUGACUGUAUAUAUAUUAUAUAUAUGUGUGUAAGGAUGCUCUUACCAUCCUGUGUAGAUGAAGGAAUGUAGGACUGGUCUGCCUUUAUAUGAUUUUUUUGUGAUUAAAAAAGCAGAAACUGUAACAUUCACAUGUACACACAAGCUCUCUCUACACAAAAGUCUAGUAUUUCCUAAAAAAAAUAAUUAAUCACGUGUGUGUAUGUGUGUACAUGUUUUUUUCUGCAACAGUGCCCAUAUGCAAAAAAAUAACUGCAGAAGGAGAGGGAGGUGUGUGUGUGUGUGUGUCUGUGUGUGUGUGUGUGUGUGUGUGUGUGUGUGUGUGUGUGUGUGUGUGUCAGAGCUGAAUGAAUUAUCCUCUUCUCACACUCAGGCCUUGGCAGUCCUCCAAUUCCAAUCCACUCUGGAGAUCAGCCUCGCAAAGUCUGUCACUUCAAACUUUGUCGUGGAGAAGAAGGCUUGGUCUUUGUGACUGCAGUGUCUGUAAUAGAUGCUUCUCUGAGAUUACUGAAAGGCCCUUGAAAUAAAUUCACACACCUCUUUGACCAAUGUAAAUGAUGGAGCUCACUUUCUACUAUGGAUACAUUUAUGUUGGUGUGUGUGUGUGUGUGUGUGUGUGUGUGUGUGUGUGUGUGUGUGUGUGUGUGUGUGUGUGUGCGCACUGAAAUAUGCUGCAAGCUGCUAUAUUCUACAGGUUGUACAGUGCAGUCGUUCUCUGUAUAAUGUACAUUCCCUUUCAUAUCAUUUUAACCCACGUGCUAAAUGUAAAACCUAAUUAUUUGAAAUGUUUAAUGAUGUCUGCCACCAUAUAAACAUUUUUUUUUUUUUACUACA